UCUGCCGUUUACCGGGUUGGAUGGAUUUAUCAAAACGCGCGCACACACACCAGAGAUGAUCCUCUGUGUGUUUGGAGCGGAAGGAGAGUGCUCCAGUAUUCUCCCAAUUCCAGAGAGGUGCCAAGGCUGAGGCAGACAGAGAGGGAAAACAGUAACAUGGGAAAAGAUUUCAGGCUAUUACUUCUCAGGGAAAGGAAUGUGUUCACUCGUGCAUCAUCUGCAAAGCUCCACUCGCUGCAGAAAGAGAGCGAGAAUCGUUCUCUGUGAGUAGGCUGUCCAAGGAGGAAAUAUGAACGUGUGAAGAUGAAAUGUCACAAUGUGUGAAGAGUAUGCCACGAGGAAGAUGCUGCUAUAAAGGCUCAGCUAAAGACAUGAACCUGAGACGUCUCUUUUUGUCCAUUUUGUCAUUUGGAGUGGCUGGGCUGUUACUAAUCAUUUACUUCCACGUGUGGAUUGAAGAACAGCCGAUAGUGUUGAGAUACAAGAUUCAACAGGACCAAACUAAUAAGGUCAGGAGAGGGCCCACAGAGAGCCAGGGGAAGAAUGUGGAGCCCGGAGAUGACCAGGCUAAGGGUCUGAGCCCCGGGACAGUCCCUGGACCCGGGUCGCGUCCCAUGGCCGAGGCCCCUCUGAGGAAGCAGCGGGAGGUGGGGAGCCUUCUGCUGAAGAGGUUUCUCCAGCCGUUGCCGCUGGGCCUGAGAGGGGAGAGGACGCUGGUUGCUGACGAGGUCCACGAGAGGAGGAGGAUACACAUCGCUGACUUCUGCAGGAAGUAUCAGGUCAGCAAGCCCAGACGCUCCCUGAUCAGGCUUGUCUCGCGCUUGUAUGUGGAGGAUAAGCACAGGCUGCUGUACUGCGAGGUACCCAAGGCUGGGUGCUCCAACUGGAAGCGGGUCCUAAUGGUACUGAAUGGCCUGGCCUCUUCCCCGCACAACAUCUCCCACCAGUUUGUGCACUACGGCACACACCUCCACCGCUUGGACAGCUACAGCCUGCACAAGGCCUACGAGCUCCUGGGCAGCUUCACCAAAGUGCUGUUCGUGAGGGACCCCAUGGAAAGGCUGGUGUCUGCCUUCAGGGAUAAGUUCGAGCACCCCAACGUCUACUACCACCCAGUCUUCGGCAAGGCCAUCCUCAGGAAGUACCGAGCCAAUGCCAGUGCUGAGGCACUGGGCACCGGGGCUGGUGUGACCUUUAGUGAGUUUGUCCAAUACCUCCUGGACCAACAGAAGCCUGUGGGCAUGGACAUCCACUGGGAGCCCAUCGGCCAGCUCUGCUCGCCCUGCCUCAUCGAUUACGACUUCAUCGGGAAGUUUGAGGAUCUGGAGAAAGACGCCAACUACUUCCUGAAGCUGAUUGGUGCUCCUCGCGACCUCCAGUUCCCCAGUUUUAAAGACCGACAUUCCACCGAUGAGAGAACCACACCAGCAGUCGUCAAACACUAUCUCCUUCAGAUCCCACCUUUGCAAAGGCAACAAAUCUAUAACCUUUAUUACCUGGACUACCUCAUGUUUAACUAUUCUAAGCCACACUUUUGAUACGAGUGUAUGGGACUGAGAAACCGUAGUAAUUUAUCAAUCAGGAAAGCUUAAUAUAUUCUGUGAUGUAGAUCUUAUUUUAAUAUCUUCUGUAGGUGGAAUCGUAUUUGAACCUUAAGCCUUCAAAGUGUUUUCUCACUCUUUCUUUCACUCUGUCCAACAACAGGGUGAUGGAAUUGAAAGUGGUGACCCCACUCUCUGCCCAGUUCCUUCGAAGAUAAACACAGAGUGCUGCUCAAACCCAAAACAACAAUCAGGUGGAUGGGGUCAAAAGACUGAAAUUCUGUCCUCCGCUGAUGGAGUUAUUCCAGGCUGAGGGGUUAACAUUUUGCGUUGGGCAUUCCCAAAUUGGGGAAGGGGUGAUUUGCUCUGCCGUGCGAAGACAGAGCAAUGCUGGCUGUGAUGCAGUCCGCAACUGAUCAGCAUUGCCCGGUCUCACUGUCAGGAAACCUCUCGUGUCAGGAGUAGUCAUCCCAUUGAGAAUCAUGGAGGCUUUCCACCUCGCGGACAAGAAUCAAUAUCUUCAGAGAAGGAAAGGAAACGAUGGAGAAAAUUGUAAGGGGCCUGCUAAAGUGGGUGUUGGCAGCCGGCAAUCUAUUCUGUGACAAAUAUUCCUAACCCUUUCUUUCCAAUCUCUCCAAGGGAGAGAGUAUUUAAUCAUCCUGGAAUAUCUCCUUUUUCCCACUUUGCAUGACCAGCUGAGGGGAUUUGGAUUUCCCCAGUUGCCCUUUCCAAAGGUGCUUGGGUUUUCCUUUAUUCACUCAGGGCUAUUGGUGUCUCCAAAAAGGCCAGCAUUUGUUGCCCAUCCCUAAUUGCCCUUGAACUGUGUGGCUUGCUCAGCCAUAAGUCUUAGGAGCAAACGUGGGCCAUUUAGCCCAUUAAAAUCUGCACCGCCUUUCAAUGAGAUCAUGGCUAUAGCCAUUCCAGAGGGCAGUCAAAGAUCAACCCACAUUGCUAUCUGUCUGGAGCCACAUGUAGGCCAGACUGCAUAAGGAUGGCAGAUUUACCUACCGAAAAGGACAUUAGUGAACCAGGGUUCUGAGGAAGGG
Messenger RNA from Rhincodon typus (whale shark), 2587 nucleotides. Its product is annotated as carbohydrate sulfotransferase 9-like. The record is from RefSeq and is a predicted model, not a curated record. Gene Ontology annotation, molecular function: sulfotransferase activity. Gene Ontology annotation, biological process: proteoglycan biosynthetic process; carbohydrate biosynthetic process. Gene Ontology annotation, cellular component: membrane. Bases 309 to 1538 code for a protein of 409 amino acids. The transcript is spliced from 5 exons. NCBI's taxonomy places the organism in Eukaryota, Metazoa, Chordata, Chondrichthyes, Orectolobiformes, Rhincodontidae.